Messenger RNA from Hyaloscypha bicolor E, 2120 nucleotides. RefSeq names its product glycoside hydrolase family 5 protein. Lineage: Eukaryota; Fungi; Ascomycota; Leotiomycetes; Helotiales; Hyaloscyphaceae. Bases 412 to 1671 code for a protein of 419 amino acids. The transcript has 3 exons. The record is from RefSeq and is a predicted model, not a curated record. Gene Ontology annotation, biological process: glucan catabolic process. Gene Ontology annotation, molecular function: beta-glucosidase activity. Gene Ontology annotation, cellular component: extracellular region; cell surface.
CCUACGUCUAUAGCUCGACUCGUGCUCCAAAUAUCGGACGCAGCAUGGCGAUCAUGCGCAUGGCAGAGAUGUCUUCUUGUUCCUCUGCUCCGAUAUAUAAGCCUCCGUGUCGAAAACCCUUCCCGCUUCCCUUUCACGAGAAUACGGAGUACCUAGCAGAGUCACCCUCCUCGACUACCCCGCCCCCACCUUCGAAGCUGUUACACGAUGUCGAACGGAUUCCUACGAGUCGAAGGAGAGAAAGUGGUUGAUCAAAUGGGCAAUACGGUCAUACUUCGUGGUGCAGGACUGGGAGGAUGGAUGAACAUGGAGAACUUCAUGUAAUUGUAUCCAAGCACCACAGCUUCGAUACAGUUACUCACAUCUCCCAGAACUGGAUACCCGGGCCAUGAGCAUAAGCAUAGGGCCGCCAUGCUACAAGUUCUGGGAAAGGAGAAGCAGGAGUUCUUGUUCGACAAGUUCCUCGAAUACUUCUUCAUGGAGGACGACGCCAAGUUCUUCGCCAGCUUGGGCCUCAAUUGCAUCCGUCUGCCAUUCAACUAUCGGCAUUUCGAGGACGAUAUGAACCCCAGGGUAUUAAAGGCAUCAGGAUUUAAACACCUCGAUCGUGUGAUAGACCUGUGCUCCAGAUACAAAAUCUACACCAUCCUUGACAUGCACGCACUCCCCGGCGGCCAAAACCCCGACUGGCACAGCGACAGCGGCUCAAACUACGCUGCCUUCUGGGACCACAAAGACUACCAAGACCGCGCCAUCUGGCUCUGGGAGCAGAUCGCCACACACUACAAAUCCAACCCCUGGAUCGCAGGAUAUAACCCCAUUAACGAACCCUGCGAUGCCCUACACUACCGUCUCCCCGCAUUCUACGACCGCAUCGAGCUUAAGAUCCGGGCCAUUGAUCCACAUCACAUCCUCUGGCUUGACGGCAACACAUUCGCCAUGGAAUGGAAAUCCUUCGAGCAUGUGCUUCCGAAUGCUGCGUACUCAAUCCAUGACUAUGCAAUCAUGGGCUUUCCUCUCGGUGAGCGCUUCAAGGGAACUCCGGAGCAGAUAUCCAGCCUUGAGCGAACAUUCCUACGAAAAGCGUCUUUCAUGCAAAAGUACAAAGUCGUUGCGUGGAACGGCGAGUUCGGGCCCGUGUAUUCAGACCCACGCAUGGAUUCCAACGCUGCUGAGAUUAAUCAAGAGCGGUACAACCUCCUCGGAGCCCAGUUGAAGAUCUACGACAAGUACCAAAUUCCCUGGAGCAUCUGGCUGUACAAAGACAUCGGCGUCCAAGGCAUGGUCUACACCGACCCUGAUUCGUUGUGGAACAAAACCAUCCAACCCUUCCUCGAGAAGAAACGUCGCCUGCAGCUCGACUGCUGGGGCAAGUACCCCAGCCCCGAAAUCUCCUCCGUCAUUGGUCCCCUUGCAAAAUUCAUCGACGAAGUGUGGCCCGAGGCCACGAACACAUAUCCCACAUCCUGGAAUACGCAACGCCAUCUUGCGAGAGCGGUCAUGGAGACGCUCAUGGCGCAGGCUUUUGCGGUGGAGUUCGCAGGUUUGUUUAAGGAUUUCUCGAUGCAGGAGUUGGAUGAGGCGGCGAAGAGCUUUCGAUUUGAUAGGUGUGUGCAGAGGAAGGGGUUGAAUAAGAUUAUGAGUGAGUAUGCGAAGGGAAGGGAGCUGUAGGUCAAAAGGCAUCGCGGACGUGGAGUCGGACUUCUAGGGGUCUGAUGAAAUUGAGUUGUUGCUUGACUGUCAUAUUGUCCACCGGUUCCCUUCUUCAUUCAAGUGAACCGUCAAUAUAGAUCACAAACUUGUGGUAUCCUCCUCCACAUACUCUCUUGCUUUACUGAUCGCUGCGCACUGCAAGUUUCACCAUUUAUGUUCACAAGAAGAGGAAAGGAAACUCGUUCUGGAAUGAAAUUUACCGCUGCAAUGCAAUGCUGCCUUGAUGUCUGCAAAAAUACAAGAAUCAAUCAAGCCAACAUUGCUCUUAUACUGCAAUAUUCUAUGGACAGCGAAAAUACCAGAUCUAGCAAUCAUUGAGGCAUUUCCCAGUCCAUUUUCGGUGCACGCUCCGUAUUUGAUGACUCUCAUGGGAACAAUAGCAAAAUUGCCAUGGACAAGGAAUUACC